This is a messenger RNA of Perca fluviatilis (European perch), 569 nucleotides long. Its product is annotated as moronecidin-like. The coding region runs from base 126 to 368 and encodes 80 amino acids. The transcript has 4 exons. Lineage: Eukaryota; Metazoa; Chordata; Actinopteri; Perciformes; Percidae. Gene Ontology annotation, biological process: defense response to bacterium. The record is from RefSeq and is a predicted model, not a curated record.
ACCCACAAGUGAUCGGUAUUUCACUGUUGGGUACAAAAAUUCCCAUCAGCUGUAGAUCCCACAAUUGCCAACUUCGCUCUCUUUAACAUCAGUCUUUUGAAUCGGACUAUCAGUCUGUGGGCAGAAUGAAGUGUGUUAUGAUCUUUCUUGUGUUGACGCUGGUCGUCCUCAUGGCCGAACCCGGGGAGUGUUUCUUUAAAUCUUUGUGGAGAGGGGCCAAGGCCGUAUACAAAGGAGCCAGGGGGGGAUGGAAAGCUUACAGAACUCAGCGUAAAAUGCUCAAGAUGGCUCGAGGAAGAGCGCAGUACCAACAAAGAGGAAGAGCGGACGACGAUCAACAAGAGCCAGAUUUUGUGAUCUUUAAGUGAGUCUGGUCAUUCUGAAGAAAUUGUUUUUUUGCUAUAGCUUUCUGCAAGAAACAAGCGUAUGAUUUAACAAACUGGCUGUCUCAAGUUUGCAUCAAGCACUUGAGAUGUAGUGACUUUUGGCACAGUGGCAAUUGGUUUUGACAAAAAAAAAAUUGCUAAAUAUUGUAAACUGCUGAAUAAAACUGCAAUAUAAAAACGUCA